Cryptosporidium ubiquitum is the source of this 327-nucleotide messenger RNA. RefSeq lists its product as uncharacterized. The coding region runs from base 1 to 327 and encodes 108 amino acids. Lineage: Eukaryota; Apicomplexa; Conoidasida; Eucoccidiorida; Cryptosporidiidae. The record is from RefSeq and is a predicted model, not a curated record. The transcript has 2 exons.
AUGGUGGAUAAUACACGAGGAGAAAAAGACCUAACAGGGUUAAAUACAAAUAAUAACGAAGGUUUGGAUGCAAGCUCUAACUUGAAUUUUGACAUUCAGUCUUCUCUUUUAGCAACAAAGAGGGCCCUGGAUGAAGAUAUGAAGAAUCUAAGCAUUGUUAAUGUUGAUGCGGGAAAUAUCCAAAAACUCUCUCAGUUGUUUGAUAUAUCACUUUUACAGGCAGAAAAUAUACUCAAAACCAACAAUAACAGCAUUGAAAAGUCUGUUGAUGACUUACUAUUAAAUUUCUCUGAUUUCCAAAAUAGCAGACUUAAAUAUCAAUUUUAA